GGCCUAUGAACCAGAGACGACAUCAAAGGAAGCCCAAGAACCUGGGGACUUCUGGCAAGGAGGCUGGAACUAAGUGUUCUGAUGACAUCACAGAGGAGGAGACAAGAAAGCAAUGUCUCUUUCUUCCCACUCCUCCAACCCCCUCAGCACAGGGGCUCCUCAAACCCAGGGGACACUCCCUCCUUGGAGACUCGUCUUUAUCCAGACACCUUUCCAGCCUCCUCUCACCUCUGGGCUGUCCUUGGUCUGAGGCAAGAAGAAUCCGUGCCGCAGCCCUGCUGCCUUCCAGCUCCUGUCCUUCCCGGCGUCUGUCAGACAGCUGUGGCUGAGCCUGUCCCUCUGGGCCCUCUGCAUUUUUACCAGAAGGAUUAACCAGGCCAGGGAUAACUGGGAAGAGUCUCAGCCAAGGACCAGUUGGAUCUCUUGUUCUCAGGAGGAAUGGCGCUUCCUGUGACCCAACUCCUGUUCCUCCAGCUUGUUCUAGCGCCAACCUGGGUUGAAAACAUCGAGCUCCAGGUGGCCACUGAGAACUUCCGCACCUUACACAUCGACUAUCCCAGGGCUAACUACGCAAAAGGCUUCCACGGCUACUGUAACGGUCUGAUGGCCUACGUGCGGGGCAGGCAACAGACCUGGCACUGCCCAAAGGUCCACUAUGUGUUACAUGCCCCUUGGAAAGCCAUCGGGAAGCUCUGCAAGUACAGCGAGAGCUUCUGUGAGAAUUACAAUGAAUACUGCACUCUCACCCAGGACUCCUUCCCCCUCACCAUCUGCAAACUACACAAGGGAGACACGCCCACCAGCUGCCACUACAACGGCACUCUGACCAACCAGAGGCUCUAUCUGCUCUGCUCCCAGCAGUACGAUGCUGAGCCGAUGGAUAUCAUUGGCCUCUACUAGGCAAGGGAGGCUUUCAGUCUGAACCACCCGCUACCACCACUGCAGACCAGCCUGUCUCCACUCCCAAAGCUCCGAUCCCUGGUACCAGGCUUCCUCUCUGGCUUCCAAGGUAGGCAGGGCCCCUCCCAAGAGACUAAGGGACGUAGGAAAAAUGUCCAGAGCUUUGGUCACUGUGCAAAGUUGUAUUGUCCUCUAGGCUCUUUCUAACUUGUUUACCUCCCCACCCCCACCCAUCCCUACCCCCAUCCUCCCUCUCCCACAGACAGUUUUACCCACCCAAGAAGCUGACUGUGUCCAGUUGGCAGUGACUGUCCAUCUACUGGGCCAGAUCCUGAAUCCUGGAUGGAGGCCCAGAGCCUCGGCUCACACCAUGGCAACAGGCACCAGUUCUGUCUCAAAUCCCCAUCCCUACCAGCCUUCCCUUCUCAAUCCUCCCCAUUUCCCUAAUGAGUCCCUCCACCCACUCACGCACAUGGUGGGUACCUCUAGCUAUAGGAGCCUCCCUGAGCGUAUUAUACUCAUAUUAGCUUCAUUUCUCCAGGGGCCCCCUCUGUUCUCAUUCUGCUCCUCUCGAUGGAAUCAUUGAUUUCCUCUUCGCGGAAUACAUCUUUUCUGCUCUGGAGAGUGCAGUCUCUCCCCCACACUCCCAACCUCUUUCAUCGCCUUGUAUUCUUUUCCUUCCAUCCUUCUCACCUUGGCUUACUGGAGCUUCACGUUAUCUUCCUGCAUCCCUUUCCUUCCCAAAGCUCCUCCUCACAUUCCCCCAGACUCCAGGAUCUGCCUCUGACAAGGCGUGGGUGAAGUGGGUCUAGCUGUAGUCACAGAAGGUUUUAAAACCAUAUCUGAAUUAUGUAAAAUAUAACCAUGGGAUGACAUGGGGUGAAGGGUACAUGGGGCCUCUCUGUACUUUUAGCAUCUUCCUGGGAAUCUAUAGUCAUUUCAAAAUAAAAAGAUAAAAAAAAA
Molecule: messenger RNA, 1863 nt
Organism: Vicugna pacos (alpaca)
Lineage: Eukaryota; Metazoa; Chordata; Mammalia; Artiodactyla; Camelidae
Gene: RNASE13
Product: ribonuclease A family member 13 (inactive)
Biological process (GO): defense response to Gram-positive bacterium
Molecular function (GO): nucleic acid binding
Source: RefSeq, a predicted model, not a curated record